UUUCGGAGACGCAAUGCCAAUUUCAAAGGUUUCGCCCGCAGCGCGGGCUCGUGGCGCGAAGCGCGGGAGAGGCGCGAAGGGAGGAACACACACACACAUACACACGCGCGUCUCAUCGGUAGAGGGGAAUCCGGGGAAUCGGAGCAGACGACAUUGACGAUACGGCAAUACGAGUUAAUCGUGACGAACGAGAGGGGGAUGUCGUGGCACGCGGAGUGACGCUGAGCAUCGCCCAACGAGCCCGCAACAUGAAUCUGUACCGCACAAUUAUCUGACUGGGAUCUACUGAACCGAGUUGUCGUGUCCGCCGGCUGCGCGCACAAAUGCCAGGAUGUUAAGCGGUGCUGCCAAUAUGGAACUGAAUAAUGUUGGGAGCAACAAGAGUUCCGUAUACCUCGCGCUGUCGUUCCGAAAGCUGUGCCUGGCGACAGUCGGCUUGCCACUUGUAUCGCUGCUGUUCUGCUUCAUCACGGCGUACAUAUUUCAGCAGGACGACAUUCACGAGACUCAUUGUAGAGUCUACAACAUUCUUCCGUCGAUCUCAGCCAUUACCGGUGUAUCUCCACAGAGGUAUCUAUGGCGUAUCAGCAUAGCGUUACAUAUUGGUCCUAGACUGGUUAUCGCCAGUGUUUAUCACUCGUACUAUUACAAGAUACUUAAGAACAUUGAAGAUGUGCCUCUAAAAAUUAAGGGGAGUAGGCUCCUAAAUCUCUGCUACUGGCUAAACAUUGCCGAGGUAGCGGCUCUGUGUGGUGUAACAUAUAUUUCUAACAGAGAGAAUUACUCGGUGCAUGAAAAAAUUUUCAUAGUGUUCAUGAUUAGCUCGCUCAUGUACAUGCUGACCGCUGUGAGACUGGGUCGUCUAAUAACUCCAAAUGCACAAAGUCUUCAGUACAAACAAGCGCUCUUUAUGAUGAGUCUCGUCAGUACGAUCGGUCUUAUUGUUUUCUUUUUGAAACAUCGACUGCUGUGUCACGACUUGGCAUUUAGUUGGUUUUCGCUAUGUGAGUACGUGAUAGCUUUUGCAAAUAUGGGCUUUCACAUCAUGGUGGUUUUGGACUUUCCAAAAGAGCAACUGGUCGUAGGCCACGGUUUACCGGCCGUGAAAAUAGAUUAACCUUUUAGGAUAACUCGUCAUUCUCAUCGUCAUAUUAAAGUGCCUAUUGCCUCUGCAUGGAAGUGCUACAAACCGUGGUUUUUAAGAGAUGAAAGUUUUGGACGCCACAUGAUGCACAAUUUCACGAUUGUCUCAGUUUUAUGAUAUUUACGAUUGUGUUUCACUCUUGUGAAUAAUAUCAUUUGCUUCCCGCGAUAUUUAAGAGACACCGACACCAUUUUUAUCUUUACUUUUAUAUCGACUAAUAUGAUAUUUGACCAAUAAUUCCGAAUGUAAAAGGAUACGUGAUUCGAGAAAAAUGAAGAUGGAAUAUCUAGCGCUUCCAAAGUGUGGCACUGGUUACUUUCAAAGCGAUGAAAUAUGUAACGGCCUUUAAAUAUCGUUUAGUAAUAGAGUAUGAUCGUAGUAAGUGAUAGUUGGACAACAGUAUCCUACAUACAAACAGCAUUUAUCGUUAAGCGUAAAUUGAAUAUUAUUACUCGCAUCCUAUGAGAUUACUUGUAAAGACUUUUGAGCCUUCUUUUAUAGAGAUUUUUGCAAGGUGAGAAUUCUAGUCGAAUACUUUACUUCUAGUCGCGAUUUUUUAUUCGCUUUAUGGUACUCCUAUUUUAUCUCAUAAGUUGAAAUUAGACUAUAAGAUACAUUUAUGUCAAAUGGACUUUGAGAUAUUAUAAUCGUUAGUUCAUUAAAUGAACGUAUACCAUUUUGGAUUAUUGCAAAGACAUUGUUGCGUCUUGUUGACAAAUCUUACAAUGAAAAUCGUAUAUGUAUAUGUUAAUACUCAUUCACCUUGUAAGAGAUUAAUUCGUCUUGUAUAGACUUUGAGAUAACAAAUUCAGCUAAUAUUCAUGAGCCGCUCUAUUCGGCAUUAUUGUAACUACAAACGUAGGGUAAUCGCUCCUAUGGUUUGUAUGUAGUAUACGAUAGUUUCUUAAUAGCAAUUAUCGAGACACUGACGAUUAUAUAAAGCAGUCGUAAUCGUGUUACACAAGAAAAACGUGUAAACGAGGAUUGCAUUCGGACCAGCGUGCGUUCAAGGUAAGAUCGAUAUCUAAAUAUCUCAUGCGAAUUUAUAAGACAAGUGUUAAAAGGGUUUCUAUCAAGUUUCAUGACUGAUAUUAAUCUCUUGUUUGGCACACAGAUGACAUGUACACGAUUUCUCGAGAACGCUGUAUGGAGUUUUUAUUUCUACUUAUUAUUACAAUACACAUUUUAAAAAACAUACAAAAUUUAGGCAAAAUAUGGGUUCGAGAGUACAAUAUGAUUGUUGAUACAUGAAUAUUGUUUACAAAAGUAAUUAAUAUUUAAUUCGGAAUAUAUGUAUAAUGAUACAUUUCAGCUCUGCUUGGAACCAUCUUCGGUUGUGAUAAGAAUAUAUUACAAUUAUUUUUUAGUUGAUUGACGAUCUACUCUUUAAGAUUGAGUAGUUAGGUAGCCAAUAAUUUCAAAUUCAUUAAUAUUAAUUGUCUCCAGUUAAAAUUUAAAUUUGAGGCUAUUAAAAAAGACAUGCUAUUGGACGUUAAAAACGCCCGAACUUGGUUAAGUUUUAGAAAAAGACACAAUAUUGUAAUUUCCUCGAGCGAGAAUCUCUAUAACAAGUCUUCAAAUUCAGAAAAGAAAAACGAAGGCCAAGUUAUGCCAGAAGAAUCUAUAGAAGUUGAGAAUUUGCCUUCAACCUCAGCUUCAUUUUCGAUUGCUUCUACACAUCACAAGAUUUCGGAAGAAUCUAUAAAUGUUGAGUUAAAGAUUGGCGUGUAAUUUGACUGAAUGAUCAUGGUAACCAUGUCAAGAAAACGUGAUAGUUGAAAUUAAAACUGUGAUAGAAAAAUUAAUUCAUUGGUUGAAUAAUGGAAAAAUUACAAUAAUUUUAUAAUCUAAGACAUAUAUAUAGAAAAUAUAUUCAAAUAUUAGUAGGAAUGUAAAUAUAUUUUACAUUAUUCUUGAUUAAAUGUUACUUAUUUUAGUUCAUUAAGAAUCGCAUUUUUAUGUGAUCAUUUUGAAAUGUAACAUAAUUACAGGUGACUAAUGAAGAUAAGUUGAAUUUUAAUAACUUUAAUCUUUGCUGAAACCAAACGCUUGGUAAGAUUUUACAAAUACAUGUUUUAUUUUAACUAUUAUUGGAGAUUAUGCAAUGAAAUUGUUACGAGUGUUCACCGGAAAUCUUGUGCAUGUUUUCUGCCGAGAAAGUUCCAUGAUUAAAAAGUCGAGACGAAAUUGCAUACGUGCGGGAAUAGACUGAUAAGGAGUGACAGCCGAGAGUGCAAUAUCUACGCGAAACAUCUCUUGAUGUUGCACUAAUAAACAACGUAUUCAUUGUAAUAAGAAAGAUGGUACGUUAUCGCAAUGUGUCUCUUAGGAUUUCGUUGUAGAAGGCCGAUAGUGUCAGUAUAUGAUCCUGGAUAGCACUCGCAAUUUUAAUAUCAUUUUUGCACAUUUUUACACACAAACAUUAUAAUUGUAGCAUAUUUUGAUAUGACGAGUUUUUGUUAAGAUUCCUCACAUACCAUUAUCGAAGAAAGGAGAAAAUGUUAAUAGUCGAUGCAUAUUAAUCUCUAGUUUUUCGCAAGUACAUUUGUCGUGGAUAAUCAUGCGGAAAUGCGCUAGUAGCUUUAGAUGAGUUUUGUAAUUAUCGCGAAGAAGUAGCGCUUUAUUUCUUCUGCACACACGGCGAAUGCGAUCACUCGAGCGUAACGUCUAAGUUCCUAUUAUAAUUGGAAUCUCAUUUUUAUAUGUUAUCAUGAUAAAAUGAUAAAAAGGGAAAUAAAUACACUCGGCAAUCGUUUAAUUUGCUGAUACCGUUAUCAGAUCCCGUGCCAAGUGAUGCACUAAAGAUAUAUCAUAUGGAGUUUUAUUACCGGUAACGCUAUGCACGUUAAUGGUCUUUAGGAAUCUUUAAUGAAUCACUUGCGCUCCGUUGGCAAUCGCUUGGCUCUUUAAAUAUAUUUGCAGCAAUGAUUCGAAAUCUUUUCUAUAUUGUAUCUUUCAUUCUCGCAAAGAAAUGAGAAUCGAAGAUCAAUAUGACUAGAUCGAUUGUAGCAGAAUAUUUUAACGGAAUCGUGGACUUUUGUUAAUGCAUUCUCGGAGUACAGUAAAGUUGUAUAAAAAAUUGCGCAUUUUCUUAUAAAUUCCUUAAGGAAUUUAAAGUAAAUUUUUACUUUUUGGUAAAAAUAGAAUUGUACAAUUAAAUGUCAAGUAGUUAUACAUACUAUUUCCAAAAGUUUGCUGAUUUAAAUGAGAAAUUGUGCACUUACACAUUAAUUUAUUCCAAACACUAUCUUCGAAUUCCUCAGAGAAUCCAUUAUUCAAGAAAUAUACGCAAUUGAUGAAAAA
This is a messenger RNA of Vollenhovia emeryi, 4447 nucleotides long. RefSeq names its product post-GPI attachment to proteins factor 2-like. Gene Ontology annotation, cellular component: Golgi membrane; endoplasmic reticulum membrane. Gene Ontology annotation, biological process: GPI anchor biosynthetic process. Bases 332 to 1117 code for a protein of 261 amino acids. Lineage: Eukaryota; Metazoa; Arthropoda; Insecta; Hymenoptera; Formicidae. The record is from RefSeq and is a predicted model, not a curated record. The transcript is spliced from 5 exons.